Perca flavescens (yellow perch) is the source of this 1485-nucleotide messenger RNA. It is a transcript of the gene tmcc2, whose product is annotated as transmembrane and coiled-coil domain family 2. NCBI's taxonomy places the organism in Eukaryota, Metazoa, Chordata, Actinopteri, Perciformes, Percidae. Gene Ontology annotation, cellular component: endomembrane system. The record is from RefSeq and is a predicted model, not a curated record. The coding region runs from base 1 to 1485 and encodes 494 amino acids. Gene Ontology annotation, biological process: amyloid precursor protein metabolic process. The transcript is spliced from 5 exons.
AUGAAAGCCCUGGACAAGAGCGAAGUGACAACUCUAGGCCUACCCUCCACCACCAGCCAUGGAGGCUCUGACAGUAACAUCAGUGCGGACGGAGCGGCGGCAGCAGCAGCAGCAGCAUCAGCAUCGGGGGUCAUGGCCUGCGGGGGUGCAGAGGGUUUUGGGGUCGUCGAGCCACAGCGGACACGUGCUGCCUUGGAGCAUCUGCAGCAGAAGAUCCUGAAGGUCACCGAGCAGAUUCGUGUGGAACAGGAGGCCCGAGACGACAACGUUGCAGAGUACCUGAAGUUGGCCCACAACGCAGACAAACAGCAGGCAUCCAGGAUCAAGCAGGUGUUUGAGAAGAAGAACCAGAAGUCAGCACAGACCAUCGCACAUUUGCACAAGAAACUAGAGCACUAUCACAAGAAGCUUAAGGAGAUAGAACAGAAUGGACCGGCCCGGCAGCCCAAAGAUGUCCUGCGGGACAUGCAGCAGGGAUUAAAGGAUGUUGGGGCCAAUGUUCGUGCUGGGAUAAGUGGUUUUGGAGGUGGAGUAGUUGAAGGGGUCAAAGGUGGAGUAUCCGCCUUCACUCACACAGCCGUGGUCUCCAAGCCGAGAGAGUUUGCCAGUCUUAUCAGGAACAAGUUUGGCAGCGCCGAUAACAUUGCUCACCUAAAGGACUCACUCGAGGACGGAGUCGGGGGCCACUCUGAGGACACCCCGACACCUCGUGCACUGAGUGGAAGUGCCACUCUGGUCUCCAGCCCAAAAUACGGCAGCGACGACGAGUGCUCCAGCGCCACGUCGGGCUCCGGAGUGGGCAGUAAUUCUGGUGGGGCAGGGGGAGGAGGAGGAGGAGGACUGUUAGGACCAACCAUGGGGAGCCCCAGACUGGACGGGCACCACCACCACCACCAUCACAUGCACAGCUCUUGGGACUCUCUACUUGAGGGCCUGCAGGAGAUCAAAGCCAGUCAGGCGCACAUGGAGGAUGCCAUCGAGGACAUGAAGGGCCAGCUGCAGAGUGACUACUCCUACAUGACUCAGUGCCUGCAAGAAGAAAGAUACAGGUAUGAGCGACUUGAGGAACAGCUGAAUGACUUAACAGAGCUGCACCAGAAUGAGAUGACUAACCUUAAACAGGAGCUCGCCAGCAUGGAGGAAAAAGUCGCCUACCAGUCCUACGAGAGAGCACGAGACAUUCAGGAGGCGGUGGAGUCGUGCCUGACCCGCAUCACCAAGCUGGAGCUGCAGCAGCAACAGCAGCAGGUGGUCCAGUUGGAGGGAGUGGAGAACGCCAAUGCUCGAGCUCUGCUGGGCAAACUCAUCAACAUCAUCCUGGCGCUCAUGGCCGUGCUGCUGGUCUUUGUCUCCACCAUGGCCAACUUCAUCACCCCGCUGAUGAAGACCCGAGCCCGGGUGGCCGCCACCGUCCUGCUGACCUUGCUGCUGUUCGUCCUGUGGAAGCAGUGGGACUUUGUGGAGCCGUGGCUGCUGCCCAGCUGA